This is a messenger RNA of Anarrhichthys ocellatus (wolf-eel), 3732 nucleotides long. RefSeq names its product claudin-4-like. NCBI's taxonomy places the organism in Eukaryota, Metazoa, Chordata, Actinopteri, Perciformes, Anarhichadidae. The record is from RefSeq and is a predicted model, not a curated record. Gene Ontology annotation, molecular function: structural molecule activity. The coding region runs from base 2331 to 2966 and encodes 211 amino acids. The transcript has 4 exons. Gene Ontology annotation, cellular component: membrane; bicellular tight junction.
UUUUGAAUCCUAUUCUGAGGUUUCAGGUUUCUUGAUUUGCGUAUGAAGCUGUGUGUUGUUUGCUGGAUGCAACAGAUCCGUGCAGUAGGUGCAGCUACUUGGAAAUAUACAGGUAGUCACUCCCACAGAGCAACCUGCUGAACAUUCACCUGUCAUGGGAACGGGAGCGAGUCCGACCGGUUUCCACGAGGCACCGCUGUCUACUCCGUCUCUUGAAGACUUCAAGCUCGUGUUUCGGUCAUGUGAUCACGUGUCAUGCCCAGACCCGCAUGAGUCACUGAGGAUCCCACAACCACACUCACCGUGCUUCAGAAACCCAGUGAAACUGUGACUGGUACCUGGACAACAAUGGCCUCGGGGCUCACCGUGAUGACAUCACACGCCAAAUACGGACACGGUCCACCCCCACAGACACACACACACACACACACACACACACACACACACACACACACAUACACAUAUUCUUCCUGCUCUGACACAUGAAACUACGUCCUUUUUUUUUUUUUACCCAAACAAUGAAACCAGGGACAACUUUCAUUACAUCACAAAAUACUACUAAAUCCCCUCAUCGUGUUUGAUGUUUGGUACGGUGUAACUACAAUGACCUUCAAAUACUGUACGGCUUACAAUACCACAUCUUAGCAUGUACUAUCAACUCUAAAUAUGCACAUAUAUUCACUUGGGAUUUAGCUGUGUUGUAUUUACACCACCAACAUCAUCUUUACUUUAAUAAGUUUAUGAUUUUUUUGGGUAUUGGUUUAAUAUAUAAAAGUCUCUUUAGAUUUGACUCUGUCAGCAGUAUUGCCAGUUUAUCCCUUUUUCACAAAGAAUCCACCACACUAAACAAGUUUCUCUGUUAUCCGACCCAAAAUAUCAAAGAUGGCUAGUUCAACUCAUAGAUAACAGUAUUCAGUUAACUCCAAACAACAAAUACAAGAGAAUGUCCACUUUUAAAUGUCCAGCCAAUCUGCCAGUGACUUCAGACAGAAGAACACGCGACAAGAUUCACCAAAAACAAAGCUCUGUUUUAAAGUGUCUAUUCAUCUGACUUUUGUUUCCCUCCAUUUUGCCAUAACUGCCCUUUGUAGACUGUACCACUGGAUGGCUGAAAUAACAGAAGCGGCCAAAUGAGGAACUGGGAGUCUCCUACGGUCAGAAUACAAACCCACAGUCUGUCUGACUUGCACGGCAUCCGUUUUGGCUUGUGUGUGUGGCUCAUAUUAGCCCAUAUCUGACUUGCACACAUUUAUCUGACACUCUCAUUCAGACAAACAUCAGAUGGGAUCUGUGGCAGAAAUUACAGAGAACAUUCCAUCCAAACAAACAUGGCUGUAGUGUAGAAAAGCUAAAUAGCCGAAUAAAGACACCUGAGCACUUGUUUGAACUGCAGGCUGACGUUUCAUACUGACCCAGCCAGUUUUGACUGAAGGGAUGGAAAAGCUGAGUGAACGGCAAAGCCAGCCGUUCCCCGCUGAACGACCUGCUGACACUUGUCACUCUGGCUCCCUCUGGCAUUUUCCCAUGGCUGCUGGAGUCUUUUCGCCCGCUGCUGCAGACUUUGCACUGCGCAAAGUUGCCUCGAUGGAGGAACUCAAGCGCUUUUUUCAUUAGUUUUCUGGCACCAAACACGUAUCCACGCCCUUAACUUUGCAUAAGCAGCUGCAUUUGGAAUGAGUUUAUUUUACUAUCAGUCUGAUUUGAAAAUACUUUUAAUUCCUCAGCGGAUGCAGUGCUUUAUAGGUGUGCUGAAGUUGCUGCAUGUUGACGAUGUGCGAAUGUUUCAAAGACAUGAGACUAUAAUCUCACCCCGAAACCAUCUCUCCUCAGAUUCCUAAUUGUGGAAAUUCCUCCCUGCCUCCUUGUGUGUGGAACCCAAUCUCCAUAGCCAGGCCCCGAGUAGCUUUGAUGACCCUACCUCGGAUAAAGUAGAGGCAUUAUGGUCCUAACGGCAGUUUUGGCCCUUAAAACACUGCCUCCAUUCAUUUCUGAAACAAUCUGAUUCUCUCUCCACUCUCUACCUCUCUUUGCCCCCUCUCACCGUUCCCUCCGUUUGCAACAGUGUGUCAACAGGAAUCACUUGGCGUAGUGUCUGCCGUUUCCCCCCAAACAUCUGCCUCCUGAUAUCCUCUCACUGGUGGGGCAAAGCUGUCGAUAAAUCAAGUGGGACCCCGGGACUGCAGAGCGCACCGACGUGAGGAGGCUUGCGACCCUUCAGCCUUUAAGGACUGACAUCACUGCAAGACAACAACCUAUAAAUACGAGCUUGCCUCGUCCCACCCGUCUCUCUUCUUGGACCUUUUAAAGAGCGAGGAACAAAGCCAGGCAUAAUGGUUUCUCAGGGGAUUCAGAUCAUCGGCAUAUCGAUGGCCUUGGUCGGCUGGUUCAUGGUCAUCGUGGUGUGCGCCCUGCCCAUGUGGAAGGUCACCGCUUUCAUCGGGGCCAACAUCAUCACGGCGCUGACCAUCUGGCAGGGCAUGUGGAUGAACUGCGUGGUGCAGAGCACGGGCCAGAUGCAGUGCAAGAUGUACGACUCAAUGCUGGUGCUGCCCCGGGACCUGCAGGCCGCCCGCGCCAUGGUCAUCGUCUCCAUCCUGACGGGGGUCGUCGGGGUGAUCUUGUCCAUCGCCGGCGGGAAAUGCACCAACUGCAUCGAGGACGAGCGAUCCAAGUCGAAGGCCUGCAUCCUGGCUGGCGUCUUUUUCAUCGUCUCGGGUCUGCUCUGUCUCAUUCCGGUCUCCUGGUCCGCCAACAGCAUCGUCACCAACUUCUACAACCCGCUGCUGAUCGAUGCCCAGCGGUACGAGCUGGGGGCGGCGCUGUACAUCGGCUGGGCGGCCAGCGCACUGCUGCUCAUUGGAGGCGGGCUGAUGUGUUGGAACUGCCCGCCCAAACAGGAGCACCCCCGCUACACGCCCAAGUUCAUACCCGUGAAGUCGGUCUCCACAUCAAGAGAAUACGUGUAAGAUGGUCAGCGCUUCCUACAUGGACUUUUCGCGGAAAUUACCACCGCCAGAAAUUACUUCAAAAUAAAAACGUAUAUUCACCGGCAAUGUAAAUGUAGCUUGAAAUCCCACGCUUGCCACAGGCUGAAACCUGAGCUUUGAUUGCUGUUAGCAGGUUGUGUCAAAGUGACCUUUCUCACAGCGGACAUUUUGUUUUAGGCAAGCGAGUGUAGCUGACAGCAUAAACAAUCAUCCCGUUCAGUCGUGCUCUUGGUUUACUGUCGCACCUUGAUGGAUGGGAUCAUCAAUGCUAUCUUCUCCUGCUGCAAUGAGAGAAAAUGUUUGCUGUGAAAACAGUCCGUCCAACACCCAAAACAGGAAGUUAGCUUUUGUUCAUGCCUCAGUCUGACAUUUCAAAAUAUUAGAGCCUUUUUAAAGAAAAUGUGAAUCCAUGUUGUGUUGUGGCUGGUUGACGAGUAACUAGGAUUUGAAUCAUGAUCAUAAUGAAUCUGUGUAAACAUUUAGUCAGAUUGUUGUAAGGAUUUCUCAGUGUAAUCAUCUUUAUUGUCAUUCUGAUGGUAACAUCUCAACAAACAAACAAAGGCAGAAAUACUGCAUGCAAGCAUCUGGGGUGUCAGUAAUAUGUAAACAUUUUAGGUGAAGGAGAAUCUGUUAUAUCUAUAUUUUACUAUAUUUCUAUAUUUGUAUCUGUUGUCCUUUGUCAUUUUCACACAGCUUGUGUCUCUGGAUCUUUUAUUGUGUUACUGUAAAUAAACUCUAUACUAAC